Bombus pascuorum is the source of this 2264-nucleotide messenger RNA. Its product is annotated as dnaJ protein homolog 1-like. The coding region runs from base 241 to 1302 and encodes 353 amino acids. NCBI's taxonomy places the organism in Eukaryota, Metazoa, Arthropoda, Insecta, Hymenoptera, Apidae. Gene Ontology annotation, cellular component: cytosol. Gene Ontology annotation, biological process: negative regulation of transcription by RNA polymerase II. The record is from RefSeq and is a predicted model, not a curated record. Gene Ontology annotation, molecular function: protein-folding chaperone binding. The transcript is spliced from 2 exons.
UCGACCCAUUCUCGAAAGUUCCGGAAGCCACUAGAAGGAAAGUUUGUAUAUAUGGACUGCACAGCUUACGCGACACUUUAGUACGUAAAGAGAGGUGUUAAAUGUUGUUUCAUCCAAUCUGUCAGAAACAAACAUUUCAUCAGACUGCUUAACGUUUUUUCAGAAAUCUCAGUGAAUUUAGUGCCAAUUGGAUUUUCUAAUUUAUUAAGCGAUAACAAGAACAGCAACGAUCUGUGACCAAUGGGGAAAGAUUACUACAAAAUAUUAGGCAUAAGCAAAAUUGCCAGUGACGAUGAGAUCAAAAAAGCCUACAGAAAGUUAGCUUUAAAGUAUCAUCCUGAUAAAAACAGGAGUGCUGGGGCAGAGGAGAAGUUCAAGGAAAUAGCUGAAGCUUAUGAAGUACUUUCUGAUGCUAAAAAGAGGGAAGUAUAUGACAAGUUUGGAGAGGAAGGAUUAAAGGGAGGAGCUGGAACAGCAGGAGGAGGUGGUGGUGGCACGACAUAUACUUUCCAUGGAGAUCCAAAAGCAACGUUCGCUCAAUUCUUUGGUUCUGCUAGUCCUUUCCAAACAUUUUUUGAAUUUGGAGGUCCUAUAGGCAAUCGGGUUUUCACUUUCCACGAUGAUGAUAUGGACAUAGACGAUCCACUUGGACUAGGAGUUGGACCACAACGUCAAGGUCAAGGUGGAGCUUUUAGGUCACAUUCUUUCAACUUUGUGGGAUCUAAUUCUGGCAGAGGAGGCAAUAAAGAUCGCGCCCAAGACCCUGCUAUCGAGCAUGAUCUGUAUAUCAGUUUAGAAGAGAUUCUACGUGGUUGUACAAAGAAAAUGAAAAUCUCCAAACGAGUUGUUCAGCCAGAUGGCUCUACCAAAAAGGAAGACAAGGUUCUCACAAUUAAUGUAAAACCUGGAUGGAAAGCUGGCACUAAGAUAACGUUCCAAAAAGAAGGCGACCAAGGCCGUGGAAAAGUUCCAGCAGAUAUUGUUUUCAUCAUCAGAGAUAAACCACAUCCUCUUUUUAGAAGGGAGGGAAGUGAUAUACGAUAUACUUGCAAACUAAGUCUGAAACAAGCUUUAUGCGGUACUAUCAUUGAAGUUCCUACGCUUACUGGCGAAAAAAUCAACUUGAAUUUGACAAGAGAAAUUGUAAAACCCAAUAUGGUCAGGAGGAUUCAAGGUCAUGGCCUACCAUUCCCAAAGGAACCAUCAAGGAAAGGUGAUCUCCUGGUCUCGUUCGACAUCAAAUUUCCCGACACAUUAACACAAAGUGCGAGGGACAUAUUGUACGAUACUCUACCGAAUUGAACACAGAAUUAAGAAGAAAAAAAAAAAAGCAUGGAUAAUUGUCAUCACAACGACAGUCCUCUAAUCGUCCCAAUUGACGAGAAUAAACACUCGUGUACGUUCUAGUACAUAAAUGCGUGGUUAGAGAGCUGUGAACAAAUAUUUGUUGACGCGAUGCAUAUAAUAAUUUUAUCUUCUAGCUAGGAAAAUGUGGUUUUCGAUUAGUCAAAUGUAAAUCAGAUUUUUGAUUUGGGUUUAGGCAAAUUUAUGUUUGUUAUAAUUCGAAAGAGUAAAACAAAUGACCAUUGCUUUCGUAGCGCAAUGAAACUUAUUUUGCCUUUACAUGCGGGAAGAAAGAUCCUAAAAUAUUGAAUAAGACCGAAUAUGUUUACGUUAAGUUAUAUGAUUUAACAGUGCGAGUCCGUUAGAAUGCAAUUCUGUAUGAAUGUGACUUGCUUAAUUUUGUUUAUUCUGUACAUUCAGAGUAUGUAUUAUGUAUUACGGUGAAUGAAUGUGUGUUUGCGUAUGCGUAUAUGAUUUGUAAGUACUCUUUAAUAUAAAUGCGUAUAGCGCGCCUGAUUUGUAUGAACGGUAAAUCUGCGGAAGUAUGACAAAUUGAGCCACCAUCAUUGUGUUCCAAUCGUCUUAUUUCGCCUUUUGUUCUCUUAUUCCAUCAUUCAUAUACAUAUUGUAAUUCGGUUUUUUCCAAUUUUCAAUGAAUUACAAGUACGUACAUAGGUACGUAAGUAUAUAGUAGAACAAAUUAAAUUUGUAUAUUCAAACAACAAAUUGUACCUUGCUCAUUAAUUUCCUUUAAUUUCACAGUGACUGGAUGGAGAUUUUUGUCAUAUAAAAGCACAUGUAUGUAUAAACAACUAUUUGUAAUAUCGGGCUGAUUGUUUUCUUAUGUAACGCGUUUUAUUAAUUUUAAUGGUUGGUUAAUUAUUUGUACGCUAAAAUAAUAUCGAUACAAUUAAGUGACA